Messenger RNA from Copidosoma floridanum, 596 nucleotides. RefSeq names its product bridge-like lipid transfer protein family member 3B. The record is from RefSeq and is a predicted model, not a curated record. Lineage: Eukaryota; Metazoa; Arthropoda; Insecta; Hymenoptera; Encyrtidae.
AAAACGACAAAGAAGCGGAGAAUCGCGAAAAAGCGUUAAACAAUCAAAAUCAGAACGUAAAUGCUCAGGAGCAUAAGAGGGUAUCCCAGCAACCUAGCGGGAAUCCUGUUAAAAAUUACGUAUUAGAGCAACUUGCAAAACUGAUGACGACGUGUAUCAUUAUCAGAAUAGAAGAUUUCACGUUGUACAGGGUGUCAACGUCAUCAAAAAAGGCUCUGCCCAAGGAAUUCAUAUCAGCUCAAACGAGGAAGAAACACGGUCCAGGUGACCAAGGCAAGUUUCCUUUGCCAGAAGACGUCAACAUCAUUCACGCUGAGUUUACUUACUACUAUUAUCCUGGCGAUUUGAAUUUUCCACUGCCACCGCCAAAAUUUUACGUGCAAGUGAAGCCUAUUCAAAUAAACUUUGACGUUUGUUCCUGCCUUUGGUUUAACUCGUUCUUUCUUAAUUUGUAUCACUCGCUUUUAAAUAACAGUAACGGUAUGACACACCCUUCUUCAGACUUGAUGUACUUUGAUGUAAAAAUCGAAGCAAUAUUACCGCGAAUAAUAUUCGAGAGCUUUCGAAUUCCGUGGACCAAAAAUUGGAUGAAGUGA